Messenger RNA from Balaenoptera acutorostrata (minke whale), 5489 nucleotides. RefSeq names its product cilia and flagella associated protein 68 (gene CFAP68). The record is from RefSeq and is a predicted model, not a curated record. The coding region runs from base 353 to 760 and encodes 135 amino acids. Lineage: Eukaryota; Metazoa; Chordata; Mammalia; Artiodactyla; Balaenopteridae. The transcript is spliced from 4 exons. Gene Ontology annotation, cellular component: nucleus.
CCUCUUCGCCCGUCGUUGGCUGAUGACGCUCCAGAGCGCCCGGUUGUCUUGACAGUCUCGUGCAGCGACAUCCGAGGAGGAAAAUAGCCAUGAGUGCAAAAGCGAUACACCGACCACCCCGUCCCCUCACUCCCUCACCCUAUCGGAAGUGUUAAAAUAGAUGCCUUUGAGCCCUGAGCGACUUCGUCACACCUACAUGAGGUCACAAGCAGUCACUAGUGCCGAGGGACAGGUCGAAGGUGAGGCGAGUUCUGAGUGAAGGAAGCAGGGCCGGGCUGAGGCCAAGAAGAGGUUGGGCUGUGUCCUGCAUCCUGACACAGAGGAUUUUCUCACAGCCUUCAUCUCAUCCGAAAUGACUGCAACCCAUUGUUACUGCUGUUCGGAAUUUCUCCAGAGACAGUUCCUCACCUCUUUCCUUACAAACCCACACUGUGGCAGCCUCAUUAAUGCAGAUGGCCAUGCUGAAGUGUGGACAGAUUGGAAUGAUAUGUCCAAGUUUUUCCAGUAUGGAUGGAGGUGCACCACUAAUGAAGAUGCCUAUUCGAACCGUACCCUCAUGGGCAACUGGAACCAGGAAAGAUAUGACCUAAAGAAUAUCGUGCAGCCCAAACCCUUGCAUUCCCAGUUUGGACACUAUUUUGAAACAACAUAUGAUACAAGCUACAACAACAAAAUACCACUUCCAACCCAUAGGUUUAAGCGAGAGCCUCACUGGUUCCCAGGACAUCAACCUGAGCUGGUUCCUCCUGCAUACAAAUAAACAGAAAAGUCAACUUACAUGAGUAGCUAUUCAGAGCCUCAAACUGAGCAUCACUCUGUGUGUGUGUGGAAUCCUAAUAACUGCCAAUUUCAGAGUCCAUGAUUCUAAGAAAGAAUAAGAAGGUUCAUGUUUCCAGUGUAGAAUGUAGGAAGGAGCACAUUCUAAGAACAACUAAGAAUUUAGCUGACUGUAGCACAAUUUUACUCUCUGAAUAAAUAAAGCACACAAAAAAAAUUCUCUAUUCCUUUUUUUUUUUUAAACCAAGAUUUAGAUGUCAAAUUUAAGUUAAUUAUUUCUACUCUUAGGUCUACGUUACGGGUGUUGUAGGAAGGCAUUAAAAAGAAUUAUUUCUCUCAAAUCUACAGCCACUCUGCUUUUCCUUGCCUUCCAUCAGGGGCAGAACUGCAAAAUUCAUCAUGACUUAGGAUGCAUUUGGCUAGAUGCUUUCUGGAUGUGAGCGUGGUAGUCAUGGUCAGAUAGUUUACAUUUACUGUGACCUUAAUGAAUAUAUCCCCUCUUAAGGACUAGAAAAAGAAAAAUAACUGUUUUUAUUAUUAUAGAAGAUUUAAAACAUACAAAAGUAGACAGAAUAGUAUAAUGAACUCCCAUGUACCAUUACCCACCUUCAACAAUGGUUAUAACCAAUCUUAUCUAUCCCUAUCUACUUUCUCUAUUUUUAAAUUUUUCUCAGAAAUUAUAUCAUUUCAUCUAUAAAUAUUUCAGUUGAUAUCUAAAAGAGAUAAGGACUGUCCAUUUUUUACUCCCCCACAAAAGUCACCGAAGAAAACUUGAUCAAACAAAACUGAGUUAUUUAUUAAGCCUUUAGCAAGGAAGAACCUCAACUUGACACAGUCUUGAUAAUGAUUGAAAAGGGCGAUGUUAGGGUAGGGUAUUUUUAGGAAUUUGGGAUGACUCAGCUGGUUUAAGGUGGGUCUUUCAUUGUGGGGAACUGGCAGCGAUUGAAAAAAGGUUGUGAAUAGUUUAGGGUUGGUGAACCCUGGGAGACAAUAGUCUUAACGUGGCUAAACAUCAGUAUUUUCCAAUCUUUUUGGUCUCCUGUUUAAGAUAACAAUAUAAUAUUUGGGAGAUAUCUCCCAUAUAUUACCUUCCAAACCUUCAUUAUUUUAUGUUACGGGUAUAAAUAUGGAAUUUAUGUUAUAUAUGAUGUUAGGUACUGACAAAGUUUGUUUUUUUUUUCUGUAUGGCUAUCCAGUUGUCCCCAUAUUAGUUAUUAAAAAGACCAUACUUUCUUCACUGCUCUUCAAAGCCAUUUUUAUUAUAAAUCAACUCUCUGUGUAUACUUAGAACUGUUUCUGGGCUCUCUUACAUUCCAUUGGCCUAUUUGUCAUUUUUUUUAAUCCCAUCUUAGCUACAAUGGCUUAAUUACCUUAUUACUAUCUUAAUUAUGAUAAUUGUAUAAGUCUUAAUAUCCAGUAGAUCAAAUUAUUUUACCUUGUUUUUCUUCAAGAGGGUCUUAGCUAUUUUUGACCCUUUGCAUUUCAAUAUAAAUUUUAGGAUCAACUUGUCAAGUUCCACAAAAAGAUACUGUUAGGAUAUUGAUGGAAAUUGCAUUGUAUUGUCAGAUCAACUUUAGAAUUUGAGUUGUCUCUUAUUAAUACUAAUAAUUCAUUGGUGUGUGUUCUUGCAAUAUAAAUAUUUUAUAGGCACAUGUUUUAAGUUUAUAUGUUAUAUAUCUGUCCUAUACCCUAGGUAUCCAGCAUAUUUUUUUAACAUCUUUAUUGGAGUAUAAUUGCUUUACAAUGGUGUGUUAGUUUCUAUUUUAUAUCAAAGUGAAUCAGCUAUACAUACACAUAUAUCCCCAUAUCUCCUCCCUCUUGCAUCUCCCUCCCACCCUCCCUAUCCCACCCCUCUAGAUGGUCACAAAGCACCGAGCUGAUCUCCCUGUGCUAUGCUGCUGCUUCCCACUAGCUAUCUAUUUUACAUUUGGUAGUGUAUAUAUGUCAAUGCCACUCUCUCACUUCAGCCCAGCUUACCCUUCCCACUCCCCAUGUCCUCAAGUCCAUUCUCUAAAUCUGCAUCUUUAUUCCUGUCCUGCCCCUAGUUUCUUCAGAACCUUUUUUUUUUUUUAGAUUCCGUAUAUAUGUGUUAGCAUACAGUAUUUGUUUUUCCUCUUUCUGACUUACUUUACUCUGUAUGACAGACUCUAUGUCCAUCCACCUCCCUACAAGUAACUCAAUUUCAUUUCUUUUUAUGGCUGAGUAAUAUUCCAUUGUAUAUAUGAGCCACAUCUUCUUUAUCCAUUCAUCUGUCGAUGGACACUUAGGUUGCUUCCAUGUCCUGGCUAUUGUAAAUAGAACUGCAGUGAACAUUGUGGUACAUGACUCUUUUUGAAUUAUGGUUUUCUCAGGAUAUAUGCCCAGUAGUGGGAUUGCUGGGUCAUAUGGUAGUUCUAUUUUUAGUUUUUUAAGGAACCUCCAUACUGUUCUCCAUAGUGGCUGUAUCAAUUUACAUUCCCACCAACAGUGCAAGAGUGUUCCCUUUUCUCCACACCCUCUCCAGCAUUUCUUGUUUGUAGAUUUUUUGAUGAUGGCCAUUCUGACUGGUAUGAAGUGAUACAUCAUUGUAGUUUUGAUUUGCAUUUCUCUAAUGAUUAGUGAUGUCGAGCAUCCUUUCAUGUGUUUGUUGGCAAUCUGUAUAUCUUCUUUAGAGAAAUGUCUAUUUAGGUCUUCUGCCCAUUUUUGGAUUGGGUUGUUUGUUUUUUUUUAUAAUGAGCUGCAUGAGCUGCUUGUAAAUUUUGGAGAUUAAUCCUUUGUCAGUUGCUUCAUUUGCAAAUAUUUUCUCCCAUUCUGAGGGUUGUCUUUUCGUGUUGUUUAUGGUUUCCUUUGCUGUGCAAAAGCUUUUAAGUUUCAUUAGGUCCCAUUUGUUUUUUUUUUUUUUUUUUAAUUUCCAUUUCUCUAGGAGCUGGGUCAAAAAGGAUCUUGCUGUGACGUAUGUCAUAGAGUGUUCUGCCUAUGUUUUCCUCUAAGCGUUUUAUAGUGCCUGGCCUUACAUUUAGGUCUUUAAUCCAUUUUGAGUUUCUUUUUGUGUAUGGUGUUAGGGAGUGUUCUAAUUUCAUACUUUUACAUGUAGCUGUCCUGUUUUCCCAGCACCACUUAUUGAAGAGGCUGUCUUUUCUCCAUUGUAUAUUCUUGCCUCCUUUGUCAAAGAUAAGGUGACCAUAUGUGUGUGGGUUUAUCUCUGGGCUUUCUAUCCUGUUCCAUUGAUCUAUAUUUCUGUUUCUGUGCCAGUAUCAUACUGUCUUGAUUACUGUAGCUUUGUAGUAUAGUCUGAAGUCCGGGAGCCUGAUUCAGCAUAUCUUUUAUUGUGAUAAAAUAUACAUAACAUAAAAUGUACCAUUUUGGGACUCUCCUGGUGGUGCAGUGGUUAAGAAUCCGCCUGCCAAUGCCGGGGACACGGGUUCAAGCUCUGGCCCAGGAAGAUCCCACAUGCUAUGGAGCAGCUAAGCCCGCGAGCCACAACUGCUGAGCCUGCAUAACACAACUGCUGAAGCCCGCACACCUAGAGCCCAUGCUCCGCAACGAGAGAAGCCACCGCAAUGAGAGGCCCACACACCGUAACGAAGAGUAGCCCCAGCUCGCUGCAACUAGAGAAAGCCCACCUGCAGCAAUGAAGACCCAAUGCAGCCAAAAACAAAUUGAUUAAUUAAUUAAUUUUAAAAAAUGGUUUAACUGUUUUUAAGUAUACAAUUCAGUGGCAUUAAAUACAUUCACAAUGUUGUGCAACCAUCACCACUAUCCAUUUCCAGAACUUUUUCAUCAUCACAAACUGAUACUCUGUACCAAUUAAGCAAUAAUUCCUCAUUCCCCUCUUUUGUCCCUAGUAACCUCUACUCUAUUUUCUGUCUCUAUGAAUUUGCCUAUUAUAAGUACCUCAUAUAAGUGGAAUAAUACAAUAUUUUUCUUUUUGUCUCUAGCUUAUUUCACUCAGCAUGUUUUCAAGGUUCAUCCAUGUUACAGCAUGUAUCCUUUUUAAGACUAAGUCAUACUCCAUUGUAUGUAUAAUACCACAUUUUGCUUCUCUAUUCAUUUGUUAAUAGACACUUGGGUUGUUUUCACCUUUUGGCUAGUGUGAAUAAUGCUGCUAUGAACAUUGGUGCACAAAUAUUUGUUUGAAUCCCUGCCUUCAAUUCUUUUGGGUAUGUACCCAGAAUUGGAAUUGCCAGAUCAUAUGGUAAUUCUGUUUAACAGUUUGGAAAUGCCAGUUUUCCAUAAUGGCUGCACUUUUUUACAUUCCUACCAGUAAUGCACAAGGGUUCCAAUUUCUCCACAUCUUUACCAACACUUAUUUUCUGGUGUUUUGUUUGUUUGUUUUCAUUUUAUUAUAGCCAUCCUAGUGGGUGUAAAAUGCUGUCCUGCUGUGGUUUUGAUUUGUAUUUUCCUAAUGGCUAGUGAUCUUGAGCAUCUUUUCAUGUGCUUAUCAGUUAUUUGUAUGUUGUCUUUGGAGAAAUGUUUAUUCAAGUCCUUUGCUCAUUUUUGAAUUGUGUUGUUUGCCUUUUUGUUGUUGAGUUGUAGGUGUUCUUUAUAUAUCUUUAUAUAUUCUGGAUACUAAUCCCUAAUCAGAUACUAUAUGAUUGGCAAAUAUUUUCUCUCAUUCUGUAGGUUGUCCUUUCACUCUCUUGAUAGUGUCCUUUGAUGCACAAAAGUUUUCAGUUUUGAUGAAGUCCAAUUUAUCUAUUUUUUCUUUUAUUGCCUAAACUUCUGGUGUCAUA